Venturia canescens is the source of this 5719-nucleotide messenger RNA. Its product is annotated as methanethiol oxidase. The coding region runs from base 2969 to 4378 and encodes 469 amino acids. The record is from RefSeq and is a predicted model, not a curated record. Lineage: Eukaryota; Metazoa; Arthropoda; Insecta; Hymenoptera; Ichneumonidae. Gene Ontology annotation, molecular function: selenium binding. The transcript is spliced from 8 exons.
CGUCAUGACCGCGCCUACACACGUGGGAGGUUUGUGUACCGCGAUAGAAAACGAGAGAGCGAACAAGAGGGAGGAAACUUGACCAAGGGAACUCGCAAUCAACAAGUCCACAUGCCUGAACGAAUUUUUCCUAGUCACCCUGUUGAAGAGGCACGAAAAACAAAACGUUCGAAGGCUCCGUUCGAACAUGUUAGAGCCGAGGCGAUGAACGAAUUUCCCAAGAUUUUAUCGAAGCAAAGUAUCGAACGGGCGAUCAAUGUGGAAUCGUCCGGUUAAGCGAUGACGAAGAUUCUCAUCGAAUGGACAGUUUCUCCACUGAAAAAUAAUAAUCGAAAGUGCGAAUGUUGUGAAGUGCGAAAAGUUCGAAACAAUCUUUGGCGCUUGGAAUUCCCGGAUCCUCGAGAGCCAACGUCCGAAAUUUCGUUCGUAAAUUCCUCGAAUAUCGUCGGGACUCCACAAUCGUUUACCAAAAAAUCCCACAAAAAUGCAGGAGCCACGAGCCGAGUGUCCGCUCUUUUCCCACUCGUCGAAACUUAAAAAUAGGCUUUUGCCAGUUUCACUCACGCUCCAGCUGAUAUCUCGCAGUCUCACCAGUGAAUUAAAUAUCGUGCCAAUUUUUUCUCUCCCCAAUCUCUUGCAUCGAAAAUUAACGACCCGACAAAAGUUUGCCCUCCGAACGCAAUGAAAUCGUUUUUUCGAUAAAAUAAUAGACACCAAACGCUCGUUUAAAAUCGUCGAUACUUCGUCACAACUUUUCAGUUCAAAAGAGCCAAAAGAACUUUCAAUUACGUGCCGGUGAGGAGGAGAAUGCCAAAGCCGACCCCUUCGACGGUGAGAAAUGGAAAAAUUAAAUAGACAAAAAAUUUGUACGAAAAUCUUAAUGCGUUCUGUCUGAAAGAGUGAAACAUUCCCCCAGCAAAAAAUCAACCUCUUCGACAUGACAGACUGAGAAAAUGUGCGUGAGCGAAAAUUUCUAAAAGAAAAAAAAGUAAAACUCAAAUUUUUUAAUCUUAACGUCAAAGCUCAUUGAUUUUUGAAGAUCGAUCAAGAAUGUCGAUAUUUUACAAGAUUUUUAUAGGCGUCAGUGUUAUUUUGGGCGUAGUUUUUCUCGCGGUGUUAAACGGUAACAAACUGAGUCUCGAGACCAAAAGGAACGCUCUGUUGUUAGAAAUAAUUGGCAACGUCAGUCACGGGCUCGACAAAUUGGACACUGGUUUGGAGAGCAUCAUGACUGAGACGAGAGUGGCGAAAGAGCGAAUCCAUCGACUGGUAGCGAUGCAUCGUGAGAGUCUGGCUUGUGCUGCGCGUCUCCGGAACAAAAGAUUGGAAAUUCUGGCGAAGCCUUCGUCGAGAACUGGUGGAAAUGAGCGGCGGAAGGACACGUGACGAAAAUCGACUGUGAUAAAUAUCGUGUAGCGACGAGAGCAAGUAAAUGAGCGAGAAAAAUUGAAAAAUUCUUCAAUAAAUGUCUACAAUUCGAAAAAGUUCAGUAAAGCCCAAAAAGAAUCAUUGCAAAUGCCAAAAUCAGAGUUUCGAGGGAGAACAGAAUUUUUGAAAUUUCAUAUUCAUCGAAAUUUUUCUCAGGCUCUCGACCAAAAUCACUUUCAAUUAUUCCGAAUUACUGUCAUUUUCGUAUUUUGUGACUCGCUAACGAAUCCAGUCGUUCUUAUCAAGCCAUUGAAUUCUGUGAUUUUCUAGUCAAUUCAUUUUCAAGUUCGAACACUUUCUUACCAAUUUAUACCGAGUAAUCAGAAUUUUUAAAAUCGAAAAUUACCGAAACGUCAGCCAAUCGAUGUGACAAGCAACUUGAAUCGUUACUUUUUAAAUGUAAUUUGAAAAAAAAAAAAAAAAAAAAAAAAACACUGAAAAUUUGAAUGGAUCAAUUAUCGUCUUUCACAACGUUAACGAAUGAUGAAAAACGACACGAAGAUUGUUCAUUCAUCUAUAAACUAUAAUCCAAAGGAUACGUCAAUUAAUGAAAUAUUUGUUAACGAAAUUAUCGAGUACGAAGUACCCUUAGAAGGUUUUAAGAUAAUCACAAAUAUCACGAAUCCUCGGACCACGCAACAAGUACACGCGAACGAAGAAAGCUUCAAUAACGUUCGUGUGUAAUCUCGACAAUCACAAAGUUAGUUCUAUCCCCUAGAAUAUUAAAAAUAAAAACCUGACACACGUUAGCCUUGCCAAUGAAACAUUGUGCAAUAUAAUGAUUAAGGAAACAGCACCAACUACAAACGUCAAAGUAUAAUUGAAUGAGGAAUCGCGCACCGAACGAGGAAAAAGCGCGGAGAGACUCGUGCGCGAAUAAACAAGACGAAAAAGCGAUAAUAAACGCUUUCGGAUAAGUCGGAAAUAAAAAAACAUUGCGGAACAUCGUAGUCUCCGUGAGAGCGUAAGCAUCAUUGGAACGUCGCGAUGACAUAAAUGCGAUAAUUGGAAGCUCGAAGAAUGUAACUUUUGCGAAAUCGGGCGAGAAAGUUUGUCAUUACGUCCUUAAAGUCCUUUGAAUAAUUCGGAAAAAAGUGGUGGUAAAGCAGCACUCUGAGCAGAGGAAAUAAAAAUCCUUCGAUUCGAUUAGAAUUUGUAAACGAAAAAAGUGAAAAAAUAUUUUUGUAUCCAUGUUUUCCAACUGCAACUGCGGUGCCAUAUUUUUCAACGCGCUCCAGGAGAGAUAACGUCACUUAUCGUGAAAGUCGAAAGCGUCGCUUUUUAUUUAUAAAACGCCGCACGACUGUUCAACGAGAAUUGAAAACGAGGAGGGGGAAAAGAUAGGAAAGAAGGGAGGACGAGAUUGUGCCAAUGCAGCGAGUCAUCGUUGUGUACAAAUAAACAAGCAUAGAGCGAGACCGAAGCACUUAGUUCUGUCCGAACUACCGUGGAGGCGUAAUCCGAGUGAGGAUUGCGCAGUAUCAUCGCUAAGGCGGUAUUAAAAUCUCGUAUUCGCGCUGAUAAUUUCGAGAUCGCGAUAAUGCCAGCUUGCAAGAGUGGUCCCGGCUACAGAAGCCCACUUUCGGCGAUGCUCGAAGGACCGCGAGAAAAAAUAUUGUACGUCGUUUGUCCGCACACCGACCCGAAUAAGCCGGACGUUCUCGCGACCGUCGAUGUCGACGCCUCCAGCCCAACUUACUGUCAGAUCGUGCACAAGCUACGAAUGCUUCACGUCGGCGACGAGCUCCAUCACUCGGGAUGGAACGUCUGUUCGAGCUGCCACGACAAGCCUCGCAAUCGCGACACUUUGGUACUCCCGUCUUUGAUGUCGGACAGAGUUUAUUUCGUUGAUACGAGCGACGAGACAAAUCCAGUGAUAAAAAAGGUUUUAGAGCCCGAGGAAAUGCACAAAGUCGGCUUAUCGACGCCUCACACUUCCCACUGCGCCCCGACCGGCGAAAUCAUGAUAUCGACGAUGGGCAAACCGAACGGUGACGGUUUGGGCGAUUUCCUGUGUGUCGACAGCGAAACGCUCCGAGUCAAGGGCACUUGGACGGAGGGCGAAAAAAAAGCUCAAUUCGGAUACGAUUUUUGGUAUCAGCCACACCAGGAUGCUCUCGUUUCCACGGAGUGGGGCGUGCCUCGAGUUUUCAAAGGUGGCUACGCCCCCGGACACAGCGAGGAUCCUGCUAUCUACGGUCGAAGUUUGAACUUUUACUCGUGGAACGAUAAGAAACUCGUUCAAACGAUAAAUCUCGGUGACGAGGGGAUCGCUCCGCUGGAGAUACGAUUUCUGCACGAACCGACGGCCGCCGAGGGCUACGUCGGGUGCGCCGUGCCUGCCAAUGUUCAUCGAUUCUUCAAGAACGAAAAUGGCGCUUGGGAAACCGAGAAGGUUAUCGACGUGCCCGUUAAGAAAGUCGAAGGAUGGAUGGCUCCGCAAAUGUCGGGAAUGAUCACUGACAUUCUGCUCAGUCUCGACGACAAGUACCUCUACUUUUCGAACUUUUUGCACGGCGACGUCAGACAGUACGACGUUACGGAUCGUCGGAAACCGAAAUUGGUCGGUCAAGUAUUUCUCGGCGGUUCCCUACUCUCAGACUCGAACGUGCGCGUCGUCGAUGACGAGGAAAUGAGCAGCCAGCCUGACCCGAUUUUCAUUAAGGGUCGCAGACUGUACGGUUCACCGCAAAUGCUGCAAUUGAGUCUCGAUGGCCGGAGGCUCUACGUCUCAACUUCCAUUUUCAAACCGUGGGAUAAACAAUUUUAUCCUCAACAUGUCGAGCACGGCUCGACGAUAGUGAAAUUGGACGUUGACGUCGAAAAUGGCGGCAUGAAACUCGACGAGAACUUCCUCGUCGAUUUCGGUGCUGACAAAAACGAUAUUUUACUAGCUCACGAAAUGAGAUACCCCGGAGGAGAUUGUACUUCGGACAUUUGGCUUCCAUGAAAGUUGAUCUUCCACGAAAGAAGCCCAACAUACGAGUGAUUUUUUAUUAAAAUGAAUACACUAAGAAACGCAAGUUCUCUCGAAUUGAUUAAAUAAAAAAAAGGUCGACUCGACCGUUGGAUGGUUUCGUCGGGAUGUUUAUUUCGUCCAAAGUAUGAAAAUGAAUUGAACUCAAAGCCAAAGUAUCGAAAAAUGCACGUACUUGACCACUCAAAAUAGGUUAAACCCGAAGAAUGGCGAUUUUACGAUGCACGGAAGAAAAAAAUGCUGCCUCAUGAAUGCUGGACGAGACAACAAUGACCGGAAGUUCGUGAAAGCAAAGUAAUCGUGCGCGGCUACUGCAGCGCCACUAUUCCGAAAGUACCUGCAGCACUAAUCGAAAAACGUAAAAGAACAUGCAGCACAAAAAAACGAAAUGUGAAUGCUAUUUUUUACCAACGGAACGUAAGAAAGCUAAGCGAAGGUUCUUCACUCGUUGCAAUAUGUAAUAAUAAUAAUGGGGGACUUUAAAACGCUGCAGAAUCGAUCGUCUCGCACCUGCCAUCACACUUGAGACUCGAGACCUCUCUACGCUGACUCGAGAACUCUCUUUUCGACACCCUGCGAAGCGAGUCACGCGAUUCGACACCUGGCACGCGUUCGCCAAUGAAAAAAUAAAUGUGAAAAAAAAAAACAAAUGGCACGCAACGAUUGUCUCUCGGAUUAAAUUCGUUACGCAUCUUCUUGCAUCUGGCGAGAAAUUUUUCGAAUAACUCACCAUUUCGUUCCAACCUUUUUUUCAUUCUUAUUCCACGGACCAUCCCUCACGUCACACUUUAGUCACUUUUAUAUUGGAUGAAAAUUAUUUUUCGAAAAUCUAACCUAAAAACUUAUGUGUCAAACAUUCGAAUAACUGAUGCGACCAAAGAUUCUUUAUACGCGACCACAAUAAAGCUCGUGAUGCAUUAUUAUUAUUAUUCAAUAGAAAAUUAGAAACAAAAUUUCAGAAAACUGAUUUUCUUGAAUGAAUCCCCAAGUAACAGCAUUGUUCAGGUAGUGUUUUGGCUAAAACAGUAUAAACUCUUGAAAUAACCUUAAACUGAAAUGACGUCACGCAGGAAAGUGUGGGAUCAUUUUUUGUUUCAACGAAUAUUUUCCGGUUUUAGCUAUGCAAAAUACUCGACCACAAAGCAUUUACAUACGUAUACUUAUAGUACACCGCGCGUGAUCGCAAUCUGCGAUAAUCGUAGUCAUGUUAUAAAGUAUUUUCAAGUGCCCCUUAUCACGAACACCCACGCUCAAUGUUCCCCGUCGUUCCUGUAUAAAAGUUUAUAACUCCUAUAAAUAGACGAUUACGACAAA